Talaromyces atroroseus is the source of this 1365-nucleotide messenger RNA. RefSeq lists its product as hypothetical. Gene Ontology annotation, molecular function: RNA polymerase II C-terminal domain phosphoserine binding. Gene Ontology annotation, cellular component: nucleus; Cdc73/Paf1 complex. The record is from RefSeq and is a predicted model, not a curated record. The transcript is spliced from 3 exons. Gene Ontology annotation, biological process: transcription elongation by RNA polymerase II; positive regulation of transcription elongation by RNA polymerase II. Bases 1 to 1365 code for a protein of 454 amino acids. NCBI's taxonomy places the organism in Eukaryota, Fungi, Ascomycota, Eurotiomycetes, Eurotiales, Trichocomaceae.
AUGUCCUCGUCCGAGGAUGAGGCUGUCCGACCCCCCGGUCGCCAGGGCAAUGGAGGCAGAGCUUACGGUGGCGAUUUGAGCAAUGAGGAGGACGAUGCGAAUAUGUCAGGCCAAGAAAUCGAGCAAGCGAAUGAUAACGAUGAUAAUGACCUCUUUGGUUCGGGCUCUGAGGCCGACUUGGAAGAACGCCCUCAUCGGACUCUCGAUGAUUCGGAUCUCGAUUCUGGCGACGAUGAAGGUCGCUAUGACCGCAAUGAAGACCGUAUGGAUCUUGGAGAGGAUGGAGAAGAAGGCUAUGGAGAGACACUCAAAGUCAUGGAUUUGGCUCUUGGAAGGGCUCCGGAACCGCAGACCACCACUGGAGAGAUUUACACAAUGGAAAUGCCGAACUUCCUUGCGCUUGAAACAGAAGAAUUCAGACCCGAGACAUACGUCGCACCGCCGUACUCCACUGCCGCAACCUCGUUAUGCUGGAGAUACGACCCGAAGGACCAGUCCAGUCUUCAAUCGAAUGCUCGAAUCAUUCAAUGGGAAGACGGCUCACUUACAUUGCAACUUGCCUCCAACCCCAAAGAACAAUACAGGAUUGCAUCGAAACCUCUAGCACCACACAACAAGGCUGGAAAUUACGACUCUUCUCUAGACACACAUACGUACUUGGCAGCUGCUGCCGAAACUGCCUCAGUAUUCAAGAUCACAUCGCAUUUGACUCACCAAUUGAAACCUCUACCAACCAAUGCAGAAACCGACGAUGCCAUCCAGCGUCUACAAGAAAACCUUGCCGCAGCAGGACGUGGUGGUAAAGCUAAUGCCAACGGCAAUGGAAUCGCCAUUAUUGAUAUCAAGGAAGACCCCGAACUUGCUGGAAAGAGAGCCGAGGCAGCCGAGAAACUGAAACAGAGAGAAGACCGGAAGCGACAGCAAUAUGCCGACCGGGAACAGAACAGAACUGCGCGCCGUGGAACCUAUCGCCAGUCGCGUGGAGGUCUCACCGCUGCCGGUUUAGAGGACGAUGACGGCAUGAUGGCAACGCGGCCGGCAAAGAGACGCCCUCGUUCUAACCGCCAUGGGGAGAUAUACUCAGAUGACGAAGAAGACCAUGGCCGCCGUAGACAGGAUUCUUACGAAGUUGACGAUUUCGUGGCUGAUGAUGAUGAAGAUCUCGAAGAGGUUGAAGACGAAUCCAAUUCUCUACCAGAUGAGGAGAUGGAUGCCGAAGGCGAGAGUGACGAGGAAGAACUUGAGCAACGACAACCUGUGGCGUCGCCUAAAAGACGAGACACCGCUGCAGAAGUUGACUCUCGUUCGCCGCCUACUAGAAAGAAGAAUCGCUACCGUGUGGAAGAUGAUGAGGAUGAGGAAUAA